This is a messenger RNA of Ziziphus jujuba (common jujube), 1897 nucleotides long. RefSeq lists its product as uncharacterized. NCBI's taxonomy places the organism in Eukaryota, Viridiplantae, Streptophyta, Magnoliopsida, Rosales, Rhamnaceae. The transcript is spliced from 6 exons. Gene Ontology annotation, molecular function: RNA binding. The record is from RefSeq and is a predicted model, not a curated record. The coding region runs from base 572 to 1477 and encodes 301 amino acids.
UGGAAUAAUAUAAUUUGAUUGGAUGGGGGUGGGAGGGUAUAUUAAUGCAGAGACAGGAGAGGACACAUUUCAAGUGCGUUAGUCACGCAGCUGUCAUUCGGUAUUGCAAAGCCACAACCCUUCUUCCUCAUAGCCAGCAAAUCAGCGUUUGCAGCUGUCGGAUCUUUCUUUUUUUUUUUUUUUAAUUUUUUUUUUCUUUUUAAUCAACCAACUUCUCCAUAUCAAGUCAUCCCCAAUAUUUGAUCAAGAUAAUUAUUAUUAAACAGGGUGAAAGAAGAAGAAGAAGAAGAAGAAGAAGCACAACAAAAACAAACAUCAUAAAACUAUUAUCAUAUACCACCUAGCUCCUUUUUUUUUUUUUUUGCUCUUCUCUGUCAGUCUUCAAUGAUCUUUUUCUCUUUGUAAAUAUUGAUGGAAAGGAGAAGAAGAAAACGCGUAUUAUAGAAGAAGAAAGACCAAGCCCAAUAGACAGAUAGAUAGAUAGAUAGAAGGCCAUCAUCAAUAUGAGGUGGAAGAGAAAAUUACAGCUUAUUAGAGAAGAAAUAUUGUCCUGUUUCUUUUCUUUAACUUUAUGAGAGAAAUAUUAUUAUCCAAAAGUACUAGUGCUAGUAGUUCGUGGAAAAGUAGCAAGAAAACGAAUUUCAAUAAAUUUGAUGUUUUUGAGGCUAUGGCUUACCCACAUUAUCGGUCACAGUUUGGAGAUACAACGUUUACCAAAGUUUUUGUCGGAGGCUUAGCUUGGGAAACACCCACCGAAGAAAUGAGAAGAUACUUUGAGCAGUUUGGCGAAAUUCUUGAGGCUGUUAUUAUCACAGAUAAGAAUACAGGAAAAUCUAAAGGAUACGGAUUUGUUACUUUCCGUGAUCCUGAAUCGGCAAGAAGGUCAUGUGCGAACCCAAAUCCUGUUAUUGAUGGAAGAAGGGCAAAUUGUAACAUCGCUUCAUUGGGAAGACCUCGACCUUCACCACCAAGAGGAAGAAAUCAAGGUGGUAGUCCUUAUCAAGGAGGGACACCACAUGGUGCACCACCGGCUUAUAGUGGAGUUCCAACACCAUUGCCACCACCUCCGCCCCCUCCUGUUAUCUAUCAACCUUAUGGCUACCCAACCUACACGCCUGAUUAUGGGUACCACCAAGCUCUGUAUAACCCACAAAUGCAACAUUCACAGUAUUAUCAUCAACUCUAUGGAACAUCAUCGUCAACCAUGCCCACUCCUUACUACUAUGGAUACUCUGUGCAAGCUCCCAGGGGAACAUUUUCUACACCCCAGCAGGCGGCGCAUCGUAUGCCCGGGCCUUCUUAUCUUUACUAUCCUACACAGAUGGAAGGAACAUCCUUCACCACUUAUCCUCCACCCCAUCCCACCACAAGGCUUCACAGCUUAAUUCCCUCUCCCAAUACUGAUUCACAGACUCAACGGCAUUCCUCCGCAGAAACAGAAGGUGGAGUUUUCACCUCAGAAAGUCCAAAUACCUAAAAGAAGUCAUCCAUAUAUACAUGGUUUGAAAAGUUUCAGUUGUAUAAUCUUGAACUUAUUCAUUCCCAUGAUCAUAUCUUUGUUCUAUUUUCAGAAUUUUAUAAGAAAAAAAAAAAAAUUGGGUCUAAAGCUGUAAGAUUAGGCGAACUGCUUCAAGAGACUACUACUGUUCUACACGCCAUGAGCUUUGGCAAGAAAGGACGGGCCCAAUCAACAUACUUAUGCAAAUUCUUUCUUGAUUAAUUUUUUUUUUCCAUUCAGAAAAAAAAGGAAAAAAAAAGAAAAAGAUUCAUUACAUUUCAAUUUUUAUAAAGAUAAUGAUUCUCCUCCAUUAUAAUUUUCUAACGUCGCUGAUCACCAAAUAUUGUACGAAUAAGGGAAGUUUUUUAUCCCUCAAUAAGAAAUAAAUUUUACUUAAAA